Messenger RNA from Hyaloperonospora brassicae, 1251 nucleotides. NCBI's taxonomy places the organism in Eukaryota, Oomycota, Peronosporomycetes, Peronosporales, Peronosporaceae. The record is from the annotation of a GenBank genome assembly.
AUGCGUACCCAUUGGCGCGUCGCCAUUGCACUGCUGACUCGAGCUGCGGCUUUCAGCGCCACUGUCGGCGGCGAAACGGCUGUGGCUUUUCGUCAUAGCGUCCCGAUCCCUGAGCUCGUGCCGUCGUUGACACGCUCGUCCGACUACACACUCAGUGCUCUCCAACACCCGACUGUCACUGGCCAUCGAGGGGCGCCGGGGUACCUGCCCGACCAUACGAUCGAGGGGUAUACACUCGCGAUCGACGUCGGCAUUGACGUGAUCGAGCCUGACCUCGUCAGCACAAAGGACGGCGUGCUCGUUGCACGGCAUGAGCCCUACAUCGACGGCACGACGGACGUGGCCUCGCACCCCGAAUUUGCCGACCGCCUGACCACCAAGAUGCUGGACGGCGUGCCCGUGCGCGGCUACUUUGUCAGUGACUUUACCCUCGACGAGAUCAAGACGCUGCGGGCCACGCAACCCCUGCCCGAGCGCGACCAGAGCCACAAUGGCCUGUACCAGAUCCCGACGUUCGAAGAGGUCAUUCAGCUGGCACAGCUCAAGUCGGUCGCGUACAACCGCACGAUUGCCAUCUACCCGGAAGUGAAGCACUCGAGUUUCCACACGGCACUUGGCGUGCCGAUUGAACCCGUCAUGCUCAAGCUACUGACUCAGUACGGAUGGAACCACGCGAAUGCGCCCGUGUUCAUCCAGUCGUUCGAGACGGCGAACCUGCGGAAGCUCAGGAAAGUCACAAACGUCACGCUGGUGCAGCUAAUUGACGGCUUUGGUAGCGACCCGAUCACUGGCGACGUUCUUUUCGAGGCGCCGUCGGCUCGACCGUACGACUGGACGCUGGCCAACCGCACCGACACGUUCGGAUAUCUGACGACGCCGGCUGGUCUUGCUGAAGUGGCGACGUAUGCCGACGUUGUCUCGCUCUGGAAGCGAUACGUGCUCAAAGCGAUUGCUAUUGAAGUGGACGACAGUGGGAACAUUGUCGACUUCGAUGGCGACGGUCAGAUUACGGAUGCUGACUACAAUAUCAUUGAGGGUCUAGACGUUAUCAGAGAUGCACACGACGCUGGUCUCAAAGUACAUACGUGGACAAUUCGUGACGAGAACUACCGUCUAGCUGCGAACUAUUCUGGCAACGCGACGCUCGAGUACUUGCAGCUCUUCAACAUGAAGAUUGACGGACUGUUCAGUGACAAUUGCAAGACGGCAGUGGUGGCGCGCGAUGCAUGGCUGGCUGAGCAGCUGGACUAG